AAAAAUUCUUAAUUUACCUUUCAUCUGUUGGUGUUUGUUUAGAUUAUCCGAGUACGACAACCGACAAACAAUACGCAACAUCCAACAGGUUCUCCGUACUCAAGUAUUAAGGAACCGAAUUAGGGAAGCUUAAAAAUGGCUACAAGAGGAGAAUACCGCAUAUUUGUUGGAGGGCUAGGUUGGAAUACAUCACAGAGACACUUAGAAGAUGCAUUUGGUCGUUACGGGAAAGUUAUUGAUUGUCUUGUGAUGUCGGACAGGGAGACUGGACAUCCUCGUGGAUUUGGCUUCAUAACCUUCACCGACCGCCGAUCCAUGGAAGAUGCCAUAAGAGAUAUGCAUGGAAGAGAGAUGGACGGCCGUAUAAUCUCAGUGAACAAGGCAGAGCCACGAUUGGUAGCUGAAGAUCCUUAUGUUGCGUAUGGUGGAGAUCGUAGAUCAGGUGGCAGGGAGAGCUAUAGAGGGGGUGAUAGAUUAGGGGAUCGGUCUGAUGAGUGCUUUAAGUGUGGCCGUGUUGGACACUGGGCGAGGGAUUGUCGAUCAGGUGAUGGUGGCAGGUAUUCCUCACAUUCUGAAUUUGGUAGAUCUGGUAUCCAGGGAGAUCGUGAUUAUGAUCACUAUUAUGAUCGUUCUGGUGCGGGACACUAUGACAGUAGAGAUCGUUUGGACAGCAGAGAAGGGUUUGGGUCUCGUGACCGCUACAGCACGGAGAAGUAUGCACAUUCUGUUGAUCGUUUUGCUAGUGGUCGGUAUAUGGAUCGUUAUGCUCCAAAUGGAAAAUUUCGGGAUAGAGAUUUUGAUAGGGAAGUAGGCAUUAGAGGUGGUGAUAGGUAUGCUGCUGGCGGCCCAACUCGAUAUGACAAAGGAAGCUCUAGUGACAGGGCUCACCCUUAUGAUGCUCCUCGAAGAAGGGGCCGACACUGAUAUCCUUGUUGGUUCUGCUCUUCUAGUGCUGUAAUCUUUUGUAUAUCUGAACUAAUCAAAUCUCCAGAGUUUUGUUUUCUAAGUAGCUGCAGGGAUGUUAAAUUCCAUCCUUGAUGCAUAGCUUUCUUCUGUUCAUACCCGGCCAGUAUUAGCUGUGUGCUCUGCAGUUUAAGUGCAGCUUCUUUAGAUAAUCAAGCUGCAUUUACUAGCAAUGACACAACACGUGGAAGCUGUUCAGUGACUUACCACCACUUCUAGAGCUGGCAACAUGGAUUGGUAUAUCUAAAUUAUGUAGAACUCCUACGAAUGACUGGAUAUUCUGCUUCAGAUUGUCUGAGAUAGUAGAAACUCUUAUGUAGCUUGUUUGAAAUUGCUGUUUCUAAUAUGCAUGAGUGGCUGUCUUUUUGAGUUUGAAGUUGCAACUAUCAUUGUGCUGGUUUUUUUGAUUUUGUGGCCAAGUAUUGGCUUAUAAUUGCUGCCAGCAGCAAGUUCUUCUGAGGUUGAUGGCUGUGGUCCAGUUUUUGAGGCUGUUGCUACCAUUCAUGAUUUCUUCUGCCCUUUGCCGGAUAAUGCUUAAUUUAGUUUUCAGCUUGUAUAUGUGAAGCAUUUUGUACAGCUAAAUCAAUGAAAGAGCUCUGACAGUUUUUUCAUUC
Amaranthus tricolor (Joseph's coat) is the source of this 1577-nucleotide messenger RNA. RefSeq names its product glycine-rich RNA-binding protein RZ1C. Bases 136 to 924 code for a protein of 262 amino acids. Lineage: Eukaryota; Viridiplantae; Streptophyta; Magnoliopsida; Caryophyllales; Amaranthaceae. Gene Ontology annotation, molecular function: zinc ion binding; RNA binding. The record is from RefSeq and is a predicted model, not a curated record. The transcript has 3 exons.